Messenger RNA from Microthlaspi erraticum, 1350 nucleotides. NCBI's taxonomy places the organism in Eukaryota, Viridiplantae, Streptophyta, Magnoliopsida, Brassicales, Brassicaceae. The record is from the annotation of a GenBank genome assembly.
AUGCUCCACGGCCAAGAAUAUUCACAGCAGACUAUGCCUCGUGGCCAGAACAACUAUGCACCACGGAACAAUUCUCAGACUCAAUCUUGGUCAAACUUGCAACAGUCUAAUGCGGUGGCUAACGUCUUCGCUGGUGAUCAGCUCUACCAGCAGCCUCCUGUUACUAAUGCUGUGAAUAUUGACUUCAGCAAGAUGAGUCAAGACCAAUUUCAGACUCUUAUCCAGAAAAUUCAGAGUCAUGUGCGUCCUCCAGAGCCUGUAGUUCCUCCUCCUCGUGCUUCGAUUACUGAGUCUGGUCACAUGGCUGCUCAAUCUACGUCUGGUACUGUUUCAAUACCUUUUCCUUCUUCUAGCCUUCAUUUUGAACACAAUUGCCUUACUUUUCAACACCAAUGCCUUUCAUCUCUUUACAAUUCUCUCCCUGCUGGAUCUUGGAUAAUUGACAGUGGAGCUACCACACAUGUUUGUUUUGAUUUGGCAUUAUUCAGCAAUCUCUUACCUGUAUCUGCUGUCACAGUCUCGUUACCUAAUGGUAUUAGAGAACCUAUCUCACACAUGGGCAUAGUGCAUCUUUCACAUGAUCUUGUUUUGCAUAAUGUUCUUCAUGUUCCUUCUUUUCGCUUCAAUCUUAUCAGCGUUAGUAGCUUGCUAAAGGACAGUAAUUCUUCUAAUCACUUUUACUCUAAUCAUUGCUUGAUUCAGGAGUCUACUCAGGGCUUGAUGAUUGGUAGAGGCACUCUCAUUCAAAAUCUGUAUAUCUUACAGCCCUCUACCAGCUCAAACUUCUGUGGAUCCUUGCUAGUAGAUGGAGCUCUUUGGCACCAACGCCUUGGACAUCCAUCUUUUGCCAAGUUACAACAUUUUCCGGACUCUCCUUCAUCUUUUCCGAUUGUUGAUUUGUUUAACAAAACGAUUUUGCCAUUGCCUAUUCAUGUUGCUUUAGAUCAUAUCAUUGAUGCUCCUCCAUCUGACUUGUUACCUGCUUUGUCUCAUGAUUCUGUGCCAUUACCUGAUGCAUCUCCUCAUACUCAUUCAUCUGCAUCACACUCUAAUGCCACACCUAUAUCACUUGAGACUGUUUCACGAGGUACAGGUCAGAGUCGUCUGCUCAAUGUAAGACCAAAGCGAACAGCACGAGCUCCCGGUUACUUAUCUGAGUAUCAUUGCGCUCAAAUCUCCUCUUCUUCUUCUGAGAUUCCUUCCACCACAGUUUAUCCCCUCUCUUCUGUUCUUUCCUACUCAGCCCUUAAACCAAUUUUCAGACCUAUGUUCUCUCAUAUUCCCUUGAAACAGAACCGACUACUUUUAAGCAAGCCAUGUUAUCACCACUUUUCGUCAUGCCAUGAGUGA